CUUGGUUAAUGUCAAGUUGUCAUAACGAAGAGAUUUUGAAUAAUACCAACUUGUAUUAAAAGUCAUGAUUUACUGAAUGACACUUUACGACAACAGUCAUAAAUAUUCAUGAAGACUUACUCAUGUUCAUGACAGGUGUUAUGUCAUGUUUAUGAUGGUGUCAUGACAGUAUUAUUCACAACCCGUCAAUAAAAUUUUACCAAAAAUUGUUUAUUGUAGCUCAUUGCAUUGUUUAAUUUCUCCUCUUUUCAUUCUCUGAUCCUUAUAGAUACCAUGUGUGGACCAAAGGUCAUGCGCCAACUAACUUUGCCAAAUGGCGGACAGCCACCACACCUUACAAAGUGCUGUGGGAGGCCGACUUUGAGCCCUAUGUGAUGGUGAAGAGAGACAGUCCUGAGUAUGACCGUCGUUUUGUGGGCUUUGGCUGGAACAAGGUGGCUCAUAUCAUGGAGCUUGAUGCACAGGAGUAUGAGUUUGUGGUCCUGCCAAAUGCAUAUAUGAUCCAUAUGCCCCAUGCUCCCAGCUUCGACAUCACAAAGUUUCGCUCCAAUAAGCAGUACCGGGUCUGUCUUAAGACCCUGAAGGAGGAGUUCCAGCAGAACAUGUCUCGUCGCUUUGGCUUUGCUGCUCUUAAGUACAUGACAGCUGAAAAUAACAGCUAGUCAGCACUCCAGGCUCAAAGUCCUCUGGAGCAGAACUACUCAAAAUGUUCAUGGGGUAGGAAAGUUAAACACACAUUUGAAUUACUUGAA
This is a messenger RNA of Poecilia latipinna (sailfin molly), 752 nucleotides long. Its product is annotated as glycosyltransferase-like protein LARGE1. The transcript has 2 exons. The coding region runs from base 375 to 662 and encodes 95 amino acids. The record is from RefSeq and is a predicted model, not a curated record. Gene Ontology annotation, cellular component: Golgi apparatus. Gene Ontology annotation, biological process: protein O-linked glycosylation via mannose. Gene Ontology annotation, molecular function: xylosyltransferase activity; glucuronosyltransferase activity. NCBI's taxonomy places the organism in Eukaryota, Metazoa, Chordata, Actinopteri, Cyprinodontiformes, Poeciliidae.